UCAGAUCAAAUAUGGCGCUGGUGUGUUGUUGUCGCUGUCGCAAUUUGGCCAAAAUUAAUUCGCAUUAAUCGCGUCGAACGAAACAAAAAAUAAAUAAAAUCGCAGUCGCAAGAAAGCGAACAAAAGCACUAUUAAUCUGUGCAAAACACAAGUGUAAAGUUCCUUUUAAAGCUGCAACGAAAAAACGGAGUUGCAGUUGAAAACGAAGUAGCCGAAAAAAAAUUGUGUCUACUCCUUGAAAAGGAGUUUAGUUGUUCGCUCUUCGUUCAUGUUUGUGCGUAUGUGUGUUUGUUUGUGUAAGUGCUGUUCAAGUAGAGUGCUGCCGAAAACUAAAUAAAUUGAAUUAAAACAGCGGCUUCUUUUCUGUCGUAAAAAAAGCGAUUCGCUGUGCUGUCUUCGACCGCCGCCGCUCGAUUUGAGUGUGUGUGUGUGUGCGUCAUUGCCGCUUGCUGCAGCAGCAGCAGGAAAAGGGAGUAGCUGCCAGGCAGCAGACACCAACACCAACGCAUUUUCACUCUGGUGUUAAGGAAAAUGUUGUGAUCUCAUUAUUAUAAUUAACAACGUAACAUAUUGGAGACGGCGCAACACGUUCCCGGAGGAAAGCAAGGGAAAUUCAACGGAAACCUCUCUCCUUACUUCAAAAUAUUACACAAACAGCUUUUCGCCCUUAAGCGACAGCAACAACAACAAACCAGAACGAAAUGACUGAGCAAAGCAUUAUUGGCGCACGCGCCUCUGUGAUGGUGUACGAUGACAACCAGAAGAAGUGGGUGCCAUCGGGCAGCUCGUCGGGAUUGAGCAAGGUGCAGAUCUACCAUCAUCAGCAGAACAACACAUUCCGUGUGGUGGGACGCAAGUUGCAGGAUCAUGAGGUGGUCAUCAACUGUUCCAUUUUGAAGGGUCUCAAAUACAAUCAGGCUACGGCUACGUUCCAUCAAUGGCGCGACUCCAAAUAUGUAUAUGGUCUCAACUUUUCCAGCCAGAGCGAUGCCGAGAAUUUUGCGCGUGCUAUGAUGCAUGCCCUGGAGGUCCUGAGCGGUCGCGUGAUCAACAAUCCUGCCGGCCAGCCAACCAACGGCAAUGGCUACGAGGAAGAUAUGGGCUAUCGUACAAUGACCAGCGAGGAUGCGGCCAUAUUGCGGCAGAACAACGGCAUCGGUGGCCACAUAACGCCCUCGGCCCAGACGCCCACCUCGCAGACGAAUCAGAACAAUAUACCACAGAGUCCACCAACGCCGCAGGGACAUCAUCGCACUAGCAGGAAUUCCCUCAGCGCACCACCGGCUCCACAGCCGCAGCAGCAGCAGCAACAACAACAACAGCAGCAGCAGCAGCAGCAACUGGCACCACAACCAGGCUCACACUACGGACCCACUGGAAACGGGCCAACGUCCAAUGGCCUGCCACAGCAGCAGGGCAAUCCACAAAUGCAAAUACCACCAGCACCCGGUCAGACACAACAGCAGCAGCAGCAACAGUACCAACAGCAACAGCAGCAGCAGCCCGUCUACACAACUGCGCAGCAACAACAGCAACAGAUGGUCCAAGCUGGCUAUGCGCCCCCACAGCAGUACCAGCAGCCCCACUAUGUGCUCUCAAACUCUAAUCCCAAUCUCAAUCUACAUCAAUACCCGACACAGCCACAGCCGCCGAUGCCAAUGCCGCCGGUGCAUCAGAACGGAGGCGGGCCCAUAUACGGUGCCACACAGCCAGCCCAUAUACCGAGCUCGGCCAGUUCCAACAGCGUUGUCUACUCCAGUCAACAGCAGUUGAUAGCGCCACAGCCACCGCAGGCGCCUGGCAUGCCCGCUGCUGGCUAUGUGCAACACAAUGGCCAGCAGUCGCAACAGCAGCCGGAGAAUCCGUAUGGCCAAGUGCCGCUGGCACCGCCAAUGAUGCAGCAGCAACAGCCGGGCGGUGGUGUGCCAAUGCCGCCGCCACUCAAUCGCAUGAGCAGCACAGGAGCAGGACAAGUGGCUGCGCCAGCGCCACCACCACCGCCACCCACAUUCGGCGGUGCACCGCCAGCGCCGCCACAGAUGUUUAAUGGGGCUCCAGCGCCGCCGCAGCCACCCGCACCCCCAGCGCCACCAGCUAUGGGUGGACCACCAGGGGGACCGGGCGGACCAGGCGGUCCUGGCGCACCACCACCACCGCCGCCGCCUCCAGGCUUAGGCGCAGGCGGUGCAGGCAAGAAGGAUGAUCCGCAGGCUGAUCUAAUGGGUUCACUGGCCUCCCAGCUGCAGCAGUUCAAGCUCAAGAAGAACAAGUCCACCACAUCUGCUCCUGAGAACAGCGGCAGCAGCACCUCCAGCGCCGGUAGCGGCAACUAUGGCACCAUUGGACGCAGCUCCAAUGGCAUGGCAUCCAUGAUGGACGAGAUGGCCAAGACACUGGCUAGACGUCGCGCGCAGGCCGAGAAGAAGGAGCCUGACCCUGAACCGGAAGUCAAACAACGGCCGUGGGAAAAGUCAAAUACGCUGCCACACAAGCUGAGCAGUGGCGGCGGCAGCAGCACCAACACAUCAGCCGCAUCUAAUGCACAAUGUGGUGCCAAUGGCAACAAUACAUCGAACAGUGGCGGUGAAUCGCCCCGUCCCAUGCGCAAGCGUUUCGGCAGUGCCAGCGAGGAGACCAUACUCAAGCAGGUCAAUGGCGAUGGUCUGUCGCUGGCGCUGUCCAACAGCGAUCUGGACACCCUGAAAGCAGAGAUAGUGCGCGAGAUGCGACUUGAGAUACAGAAAGUGAAAAACGAGAUCAUAGACGCUAUCAAAUCGGAGUUCAAUCGUAGAUAGAUCACAAAAUAUACUUAGCCUCAAAGCAGCCUCUUAUUACUGUCUACUGCCUACAUCAUCAAGAGUAUAUCAUGAGAAAGUUUAACAGCAACUAGAAGAUACACUGUCCUACAAGUGAGCCUGUCCAUGUGGGCGGGAGGGCAUGUCUCUGGCAAAAACUAGCACACGAAUCACGAACUGAGUUAUAUAUUGCAUGUAAACAGAAAUCGCGUCAAAUAUUUAAAUGUGUAAUUUUUAAAUAUUUUAAUUGUAUUUAAUUCAAAUAUUCUAAUGGCGCCCAACAUAAUGGGCAUAUAUA
Molecule: messenger RNA, 3093 nt
Organism: Drosophila hydei
Lineage: Eukaryota; Metazoa; Arthropoda; Insecta; Diptera; Drosophilidae
Gene: ena
Product: protein enabled
Exons: 11
Coding region: 702-2795 (697 amino acids)
Molecular function (GO): SH3 domain binding
Source: RefSeq, a predicted model, not a curated record